Molecule: messenger RNA, 2040 nt
Organism: Metopolophium dirhodum (rose-grain aphid)
Lineage: Eukaryota; Metazoa; Arthropoda; Insecta; Hemiptera; Aphididae
Exons: 13
Coding region: 741-1277 (178 amino acids)
Source: RefSeq, a predicted model, not a curated record
UUUAUAGUUUUCUCUCAUGGGUGUCAUGGCGUCAUGGAACAUUUUGUUGUUAAACCUUAACGGCUUAUUGCUCAACGUGUUUUCUUAACUCGCUUCGAUAAUCGACGCCAGUGAUCACGGUUCAAUAUUAUCACGUACCUACUCUAUAAAUUGUUAUUCGUGUACUCACAUUGUUAAUUGUUAUAAUAGUGCGUACUGAUGUCGGUAAUUUGGAAUUCAAUGCAUUUAAUUUUAAUAUAAUCGUUUGAUUGACAUUUACUUUUGUGUACAAUAUUCAAUAUGACGUGGUCGGUUAUUCAUUUCUUUAAAGAUAAUGGAGUAGAGGUAGUACCUAGCACAUGGUUUUAAGAUGAUACAUGUGCUUGGCCUAAGACCCAUGUGAAACGUUUUAUUAAAAACCAAUGUAUACCAAAUACUAGAGGGUUCAAAGCUAGGGCAUUGUCUACAAAUAUUUAAUCGUUGUUGCUCGAACGAAAUGCAAAAAAUAAUUGAUCACUUCGGAUUUAUCAUCUACUGAAGAUGACAAUUAUUCUAAAAUAAAAAAUACAAAUAAUGGAAAAAAAUCAAAAUCUGGUAAUAAUUGCAGUAAUAACAAAAAAACGGUAUAUGGCGCUGACAAAUCAGACAUUGAAACUGAUAGCGAUGACAAUAAUUAUGAAUUACCAGCUUAUGAUUCUGGUGAUAAUAAUUCCAGUACAAAUAACAUUAAUUCUCUGUCUAAGAAAUCUUGUGUUGAUGAUAUGCUCAUUACUCCAUCAAAAAAUAUACGAACAUUCGUCAAAUCACCAUCAAAAACUCCAGUUUUUGAAUCUAUUGAUGAUAAUUUCUGCAUGGUGAAAAAUGUGUCACCUUAUAGAAGAAAUAAACAUUUUGUACUUUCUCCUAAUAAUUUGGCAAGAGCAGAAAAAAACAAAAAGAGAAAUUUAUCUGAAUCUCCUAGAAAAGGAUAUCCAUCUCCUGAAACUUUUCAAUCACAGAAAAAAAUUAAAUCAGCACCUCUUAUGAAGAUGACUAAAUACCAUUCUCUUUCACAAGAAAUAUCUCCUACUACUGUUCAGAAGUAUUCACCAUUAGAAACAUAUGCACAAGCAUCUGCAGCGAGAUCUGCGGUAUCCAAGCAAUUAUUUAGACCAGAUAACUUAAGCCAACCGUUGACUACUUUAUUAGAAAAUAAACAAAAAACGCCUCCAAAACCAAAUAAAUUUAAAAAUUCUUCAGAAGAUCAAUUUAAGGAACUCAUUUUAUACAAUCUUUUAGUAUUGAAACACAGCAUCUAAUGAUCUUACAUUAGAAUAUUCUAAUUUGGACUGCUUAUUACCAAUUGAUGAAGAAGAUACAUUAGACAAUAUAGAAGAACAGAUAAGAAAUACCAUGCAUCAUUGACUAAACAGUUAGCUGGACUUGGCGGAAAAAGUAUCAAAGUCAUGGUCAAAAGAAUCAUGGGAUAUUUGUUCACUGACAACAUCUUAGCCUUAUAUUCUUUUAAUGGCAGAGCAAAUAAAAAAAAAUGUUUUGCAAAUCUAUCAAUUUCAAAAGUUAUAUUUAAUGCUGUUAAAUCAAUUAAACGAUUGAAUAAUGAAUCAUCGACCGAUGAAAUUGAAAAAUACAUUAAGUAUUAUCUCAUUCAAGCACCAUUCAACAUAAAAAAGAAAUGUUUCAUUGAAUAUAAAUAUCAUUUAAUUUUGUAAUUAUUAUGUACAAUAUAAUAUAGCUAGGCUAGGUUUGCCUUUUAGUUAUAUCAUAUUUCAACUAUAUAUAUACUAUUAUAUUAUAUUCUAAAUAAAUGUAUAGGUACAUUAUGUUUUACUAUUAUUAUAUUGUUAUAGGGCCUAACAAUAUAUGUUGAAUAUGUAAUACAUUAAAUAUUUUGAAUAUUUUUGAAAUAAUAAAGAUAAAUUUUAUGCAAUUAUUAAGUUUACAUUUUAAUUAUAAAAUAUUCUAUUAAUUAAUUGUAUAAAAAUUGCUGUAAAUAUUCUAUUAAUUAAUUGUAUAAAAAUUGCUGUAAAUAUACCUAUAUAAUUAUUUUUUAGAAUAUUUUAG